UCUCAGUAACGCAAGUACUACUAGUAGUUUAUAAAAAGGUAAAGUAUGUUUGCUCCAUACUCCUGUCUUGAGUCGCACAAUAGAUUCUGAGGAAACAACAUUAAAGAAGACAAAAAUGAGUCUCCAGCCAUCCAGAGUUGGUUCCAUUCUCAGGCAAAUCUUGCUGGUUUGGCUAAUUUUGAUGGCAAUAUCAGCAAGAAGUGCAGAGGCAAAAUGUGCUUUUAAGGCUAUCUUCAAUUUUGGAGAUUCAAACUCUGACACUGGAGGUUUUUGGGCUGCCUUUCCAGCUCAGAGUCCCCCUUUCGGAAUGACUUACUUCAAGAGACCAGUUGGUCGGGCUACUGAUGGCAGGCUCAUUAUUGAUUUCCUGGCACAAGCAUUAGGCCAGCCAUUUCUGAGCCCAUAUCUGCAAUCAAUAGGAUCUGAUUUCAGACAUGGUGCCAACUUUGCGACAUUGGCAUCCACAGUGCUCCUGCCAAAUACUUCCUUGUUUGUUACAGGAAUCAGCCCCUUUUCUCUGGCCAUUCAGCUCAAUCAAAUGAAGCAAUUUAAGGUUGAAGUUGAAAAACAUCACAGGACUCACGCCAAAGGAGCCAAACUUCCUGCACCUAGCAUAUUUGGAAAAUCUCUUUAUACGUUCUAUAUUGGCCAGAACGACUUCACCUCUAAUUUGGUAUCUCUUGGUAUAAGCGGAGUAAAACAAUUUCUGCCUCAGGUGGUUUCCCAGAUUGCUUAUACAAUCAAGGAUCUUUAUUCCUUAGGGGGGCGAACAUUUUUAGUUCUGAACCUUGCUCCUGUAGGGUGCUAUCCAGCACUUCUAGUGGAGCUUCCUCACAACAGUACUGAUGUUGAUGAAUUUGGAUGCUUGAUUUCUUACAACAAUGCUGUUGUGGACUACAACAAUAUGCUAAAGGAAGCACUGACAAAUAUUAGGAAAGAUCUUCCAAAAGCAUCUGUCGUGUAUGUGGAUACUCAUGCAGUACUGCUAGAGCUCUUUCAGCACCCCAAAUCUCACGGACUAAAGUAUGGCACGAAAGCAUGUUGUGGAUAUGGGGGAGGUGCUCAAAACUUUAACCAACAAGUUUACUGUGGAAACAACAAACUGAUCAAUGGACACAACGUUACUGCUACUGCAUGUAGCGAUCCACAAAAUUAUGUCAGCUGGGAUGGAAUCCAUGCAACAGAAGCUGCAAACAAGCUCACUGCUCAUGCAAUUUUAAAUGGUUCUUACUCUGAUCCUCCUUUUCCACUCCACAAGUUCUGCGAUAUUCAGCCUAUAGGUUGAUCAGUGCCUCUUGUACUCAAACGCAACGAAGAAUAAACAAUCCAAUCCUUAUUCUGAGAACAGAAUACUGAUCAAGCUUUAUGAUUUGAAAUUCUGUGGUUGAUACAACUGCAUUAUUAAGCAGAUUUCUUCAUCACUUCCACUACCUCACCCCCAAUUGCAACCUUUAUUAAAAAGAUAUUUAAUUGA
Molecule: messenger RNA, 1474 nt
Organism: Coffea eugenioides
Lineage: Eukaryota; Viridiplantae; Streptophyta; Magnoliopsida; Gentianales; Rubiaceae
Product: GDSL esterase/lipase At4g01130-like
Exons: 5
Coding region: 116-1285 (389 amino acids)
Molecular function (GO): hydrolase activity, acting on ester bonds
Source: RefSeq, a predicted model, not a curated record